Cotesia congregata is the source of this 460-nucleotide messenger RNA. The record is from the annotation of a GenBank genome assembly. NCBI's taxonomy places the organism in Eukaryota, Metazoa, Arthropoda, Insecta, Hymenoptera, Braconidae.
UUAUAAAUCUUUAACAACACUAUUUUUAAAUAAAUAUUCCCGCUCAACUAUCACGUGAAAAAUUAAUAUGGCAUCCUUUACUAGACUUUCUGUGAUCAGAUUACUCGAACUGGCAAUAGUAUGCUGUAUUAUCGGGCUCCACUGGCAUUCAGAAAAUUUCGGUGACUUGCCCACUCGUUUUAUAUCUACCGGAACAGCUGGAGGAUAUCUCAUUAUUCUUGUUGGUUUGUUUGCUGGCGGUUUGAUGGGAACACCAGUUAAUCGACGAGUGGAUUUGUUCUUCAGCCUAAUCGGGUGCGCAUUGUUCAUCGCAUCAGGAGCAUUAGUAAUCGAUGCGUUUGAUAAAGUUGGAUACCGAAGCGCUGCGCGUGAUCGAGGUCUAGCACGUGGUUCUUUGUGCAUUAUCGAAGGAGCACUGUUUCUCGUCGAUGCCAUUCUUACUUUCCGUGGAGAGGCUUAA